GUAGCAAAUGGUGGACAAGUGGAGAACAAAAUGAAAUUGCCUGUACCGGUAUACUUGAGACCUCUGGAUCAGAAAGAUGCUUCUAUGAAGCUGUGGUGCGCUGCGGGGGUCGACUUAUCCGGAGCGAGAACGUUACCGGAGCUCGUGAAGCAGACAAAGGGUUCUCAGAGUAGCCUGAACCACUUAGAGCAAGAGAGCAAGGAUCCGGAGAAAGGGGAGAAGGAGCUGGUCCUCCAGGACGAGACGUCCAGUCGGGUGUGGGUCUGCACCAGCACCCACUCCUCCACCAAGGUGAUGGUGCUGGAUGCCAGUCAGCCCUCUGACCUGCUCGACAGCUUCUACGCCUGCAACACACACGUCGUCUGCAUAGCCAGCGUUCCAGGUGUGUUGGAGACUGACUAUACGGCAGCUGAGGAGGUACCUCAGGACUCGGAGGCUGUCCAGGGUGACAGGGUGUCUCUUGCCGGCAGUGUGGCCAGUGUGGGCUCUGCGGGCAGCGACGGUGCCGUGGCAACAGAGGGGACCACCGCCAUCCCGCAGACGGCCAGCGUAGGCGUCUCCGACCAGCCGGCCGAACACAGCGGCAUCUCUAGCUCAGUUGAGCUGUCCAGAGAGACGAGUCCAGCAGAUGACGGCGUUCCCGCUGCAGAAGAGGCAACAGAAGCCACGGAGGCUAACACUGGUGUGGGCGAAGAAGGAGAGGAGGAGCAGGAAGCGGAUCAAAACCAGCCGGGUAUCUACACCGAGCACGUGUUCACCGACCCACUGGGGGUGGGGCCCACUGACUCCCCCUCUGCCAACUCACAGAGGGGCUGCGGGUACGACGGGGAAUUGUUUCCAGAAGAAUCGGAGCCGUCAGACGGGGAAGUCCUGAGGAUGAGCAGCGCCCUGCCCACCAUGUGGCUGGGAGCUCAGAACGGAUGUCUGUACGUGCACUCGGCUGUGGCUCGAUGGAGGAAGUGUCUCCAUGCCAUCAAGCUGAAAGACUCCAUCCUCGGCAUAGUGCACGUUAAAGGGAGAGUCCUGGUGGCUCUGGCUGACGGGACAUUAGCAAUUUUCCACAGAAGCAUCGACGGUCAGUGGGAUUUAACCAACUACCACCUGUUGGACCUGGGCCGGCCUCACCACUCUAUCCGCUGCAUGACGGUGGUCUACGACAAGGUGUGGUGCGGCUACAGGAACAAGAUCUACAUCAUCCAGCCCAAGGCCAUGAGGAUAGAGAAGUCGUUUGACGCCCAUCCUCGUAAGGAGAGUCAGGUGCGGCAGCUGGCCUGGGUGGGGGACGGUAUCUGGGUGUCCAUCCGACUGGAUUCAACGCUACGCUUGUUUCACGCCCACACCUACCAGCACCUCCAGGACGUGGACAUCGAGCCCUACGUCAGCAAGAUGUUGGGUACGGGUAAACUGGGCUUCUCCUUUGUGAGGAUCACAGCUCUGAUGGUGUCCUGCAGCCGGCUCUGGGUGGGAACAGGAAACGGCGUCAUCAUCUCCAUCCCGCUGUCUGAAGCCAAUAAGACAACGGGAAUAGUGCCAAAUCGUCCCGGCAGUGCUGUGCGGGUUUACAGUGAUGACGGUUCAGACGGUGCCGUGCAGGGCAGCUGUGUGCCGUACUGCUCCAUGGCUCACGCCCAGCUGUGUUUCCACGGACACCGAGAUGCUGUCAAGUUCUUUGUCACCGUGCCAGGUCAGGCGAUGCCCCCUCCCGGCAGUGCAGAUUCGGGCUCUGAUGAACCCCCCUCUGAAUCCUCGGACACAGCAACCUCUGAGCCCAAAACCUUCCUUGUGAUGAGUGGAGGAGAAGGGUACAUUGACUUCAGAAUGGGUGAUGAAGGCGGGGAGUUGGACGGUUUAUCAGAGCCAGCAGCCAGCCAGCAGUCUCCGCCCACCAAGGUCGAGCGGAGCCACCUCAUCGUCUGGCAGGUGUCAAACUCUCUCGAUUGAAGAAAUAAUAAUCACAGACUGUUGGGCCGCCCACCGAACCCCUGCAUGUCCUCUUCCAAGUUUUUAAUUUGAUAUUACUGAUUGUUUUUCAUGCCUGAGUAGUUGAAUACUUUGUAAAAAAAAAAUAUUUUUAGUCCAUGUUUUGUACGGUUUAUUCUUUAUGAGUUUGAAUGAGUUGUGGUGAGGCUUGUGUUAACUUAAGGAAUCCGUCCGAGUGUUCCCCGCUGCUGGGUCGCAUGUUGGAAAAGCCGGUGCACUCUGGGAAAAAGCUGAGUUGGCGCAAAGAAAGCGGUGAGCAUAGUUUGAUCAGGUAAUGAAUGGAAGUCGUUUGUUUCCCAAAUGUUAAAAAAGGGAUCGAUAUGGAAAGUAAAAGGGAAAAGCGCUUUAAAAAAAAAAAGGGAGAAGAAAGUUGAACUGAAGUAUAUUUUAUAUUGAAC
This is a messenger RNA of Notothenia coriiceps (black rockcod), 2378 nucleotides long. RefSeq names its product C-Jun-amino-terminal kinase-interacting protein 4-like. The annotation marks the transcript as partial. NCBI's taxonomy places the organism in Eukaryota, Metazoa, Chordata, Actinopteri, Perciformes, Nototheniidae. Gene Ontology annotation, biological process: vesicle-mediated transport. The record is from RefSeq and is a predicted model, not a curated record. Gene Ontology annotation, cellular component: cytoplasm. The transcript is spliced from 14 exons. Gene Ontology annotation, molecular function: kinesin binding; MAP kinase scaffold activity; JUN kinase binding.